AUGUUAGUUGAAGAAAUACCCAAGCUGAGCAAUGCAAAUUCCACAACCGUUUAUUUCAGCUCCUCCAUAAAUUUGACUGCUCGUCCUAUCGGUGCCAGGUUUAACUCGAGCUUUAACAAUAAUAGCAAUAUCAAGAGUAGCAGUUCUAUUUCAAGCAGCAGUAAUGGUAGUAGUGGUGGUGGUGGUGGAUCUGGCCCAACAUCAACGAACCCUAAAGGAAGAGCAAAAGUCAAUUACAAUCUUAACCAACUAUUUAAUGCACAAACUCAAACAAAGGCUCAGCGAGAUAGUGGACCUUCUAAAUCUGCUCAGCAGAUACAAUUGGAAAGAGCAGUUCAAAAGAGAUUAACCGAAUUGAAUCAGGAGUCUAUAGGUAAAAGCUUCGAGUUGCCUAAAAAUUUCCAAUACAAUAGCAUCCACUCCAGCGGAGAUAACAAUCGUAAUAAUAUGUCACAUAAGUCGAGGCUUGGUAAUACGCCUGCAACAAAAAGAAUCCUAGCAGCUCGAAGAAACUUGAAUCUGUAUUAUGACGAAGAGAGAAAUAUCUUGAUUAUAAACACCAUUCUAACAUCGAAUUACCAAUUUAUUGACUACGAUGAGGGCAACAACACCAACAACAACACCGGCAAAGGGAACAUUAAGAAACAAAAAUUAGGAAACUCAAGACCAAAACUAAGAAUAUGCUGUGUUUGUGGGUCAAAGUCAAACUAUGCACGCUGCUCUGCCUGUGGUUUAUACUAUUGUUGUGUCAGAUGCAACAACUUACAUUUGGAACUGAGAUGCGCAUAA
Messenger RNA from Lodderomyces elongisporus, 789 nucleotides. RefSeq lists its product as uncharacterized. Lineage: Eukaryota; Fungi; Ascomycota; Pichiomycetes; Serinales; Debaryomycetaceae. The transcript has a single exon. Bases 1 to 789 code for a protein of 262 amino acids. The record is from RefSeq and is a predicted model, not a curated record.